GUAGUCCGUUCCUGCCACUUCUGCAGGAGGGAAUCGUGGCCCAGCGCUGCAAUGGUGCGCUGCAGUUGCGUGUUGUUCCGAAAGGUCCGUGCCUGGUGUCCGUCGGCCUGUUGCCCUUUAACCCCACUUGAAGACUCAGGUUCAGCCUAAUUUCUUCUCAUUCUGGCCGUCUCUUUCCUGUUUGGUUCUACCGUGGCCGCCUUCUCCGCCCCUCUAGAAGUCGGGGUUUACUAUAAGGGGCGGGAAACGUUCUUGGGCGCAGGAUUUGAGUUCUUUGAGGGAAUUGUGUGCAAGUGGGAUGAAGACUUGGGGGUACCAGCUUGCCAUUUAGACACGCAUUGUGGUAUGGAGUAUAGGGUUGACUUCACCUUUUGGCCCAAAUGGUGUAGUUCUUUUCUUGCCUCAUUUUAGUAAUACUAUCCGCAGCUUGUUCUUAUCAUCCUGUAUAUUUUUUCCUCGCGUGCAUUGUUUUUAAGGUUUUCCUAAAGACAUUUCCACAGUAAAUGAAAAUGUGCAAUUAACUUGCCUUUUUGCAGGAAAUUUAGAUCAGUUUUUGGGUAGUGUCCGUUUUAGAAUCGUUUCUGUAAAGAAAAAAAUAUAUAUAUACAUAGCUGUUUCAGAUUUUUAAAAAGCUUUCUAGAAGAGCCUUACUGGUAAUGCUUUUUGGAAACCUGAAGGCUUUAUAUUUUGGACAUUAGUGUUCAGAGCAACAGUGAGGUUUUCCUAAAUCUGAUGAGUCUAGAGCAGUAAAACACAUUGAGAUGAAUUUUAAAAACAAGAGCUUUCUUAUUAUCGGAGAAAAAAGCAUAAUCAGUAGUCUCUCUGAGUGAAAUUAUAUUUUGGACAACCCUUAUGCUCCAGAAAAUAGGUAGUCAAAAGAGACUUGUGAAAGGAUGUACUUGGGCAUAUGAGGUAACUAAUCCUUCAACUAUCAAGGAAACUCUUGCCUUGUUUGUGGAUGUAUUAUUAUAGGCUACUCUUGUAGCCUUAACACCGUGAACAGUUACUUCCAAUUAAUGUUGUUUGCAAGGGGAGUCUAUUCAGUUAUUAAUGGUGCAUUUCUGAUCUAGCCUCUCAGAAUCAAAUCACAAGUUCUUCACCCCCAGAGAAGAAUAAUAGGCUGUCUCUCAAGUCGUGACCUAUAUUUGAAUGCUCAAAUGAAGCCCUGCAUUUUGCUACUCGCCUGUCCACUUCAGUCCCAGAUCUAGAGUGCAUCAGAAACAUGAAGAGAAAUUUUGCUACAUAUGCUUGCUUGACCUACCCUCAUCCGGAGUAUGUCAGAAUGAUCAUAUGGAAACUUCAUUGAUAACCUAAGAGUCUUCGUCAAAGGAGGAAGUGGUGGAAUGGGUUAUCCUCGAUUAGGUGGAGAAGGUGGAAAAGGUGGUGAUGUGUGGCUUGUAGCUGAAAAAAAGAUGACUUUAAAACAACUUAAAGACAAAUACCCUCAGAAACGAUUUGUUGCUGGAGGAGGAGCAAACAGUCGGGUUAGUGCACUGAAGGGCUCCAAAGGAAAAGACUAUGAUAUUCCUGUACCUGUGGGCAUUUCAGUAAUUGAUGAAAAUGGUAAAGUUAUGGGAGAACUCAAUAAAGAGAAAGACAGAAUUCUAGUAGCUGAAGGAGGUCUUGGUGGUACAUUAUUUACAAAUUUCUUACCACUGAAAGGGCAGAAACGAGUAAUUCACCUUGAUCUAAAACUUAUAGCUGAUGUAGGCCUAGUGGGAUUCCCGAAUGCUGGGAAAUCCUCUUUGCUAAGUCAGGUUUCUCAUGCAAAACCUGUGAUUGCAGAUUAUGCAUUUACAACAUUAAAGCCUGAACUUGGAAAGAUUAUAUACAAUGAUUUCAAACAGAUAUCAGUAGCUGAUCUUCCAGGCUUAAUAGAAGGAGCACAUAUGAACAAAGGAAUGGGCCACAAAUUCCUGAAGCAUAUAGAAAGAACUAAACAGCUACUUUUUGUUGUUGAUAUUUCUGGAUUUCAGCUUUCUUCCCAAACUCAAUACAGAACUGCCUUUGAAACCAUAAUACUACUUACAAAAGAGUUGGAGUUGUACAAAGAGGAACUUCAAACAAAGCCUGCACUUCUGGCAGUUAAUAAAAUGGAUUUGCCAGAUGCCCCAAAUAAAUUCCAGGAACUGAUGAACCAACUCCAGAAUCCUAAAGAUUUUCUGCACUUGCUUGCAAAAAACAUGAUUCCAGAGAGGACUAUGGAGUUCCAACACAUCAUUCCAGUCUCUGCAAUUACUGGAGAAGGAAUUGAAGAGCUAAAGAACUGUAUAAGAAAAUCACUGGAUGAACAAGCUAACCAGGAAAAUGAUGCAUACCAUAAGAAACAGUUGCUUAAUUUAAGAAUAUCCGAUAUAGUAUCGUAUAGUGAGCCAUCAUCACAUCAUGCUAGUACUGGUUCCUGAGUGGAUAUAAUUUAAAUCUAUUCAAAAUGGUAUGAAUUUGUGUUAAUUUAAAAGUUUUUCAUAGACAUGUAUUUUUUGACCAUUAUUAGCAAUCUUCUGAUACAUGCGCCAUCAUUUAAGAAUGAUACCUUUUUAAGCUGUUCUGUUAUUUUUUAAGGAAGUCAACAAUAAGAACAUGACAGUUUAUACAUCCAUGGUCAAUCAUUAACUACCUAUAAUAAUAUCAUUGUCAUCCCUUUAUGUAUGAUACUUCUGUUGAGAUCAUUUCAAAGAAUUAUGUAAAAAGAUUCCCUAGAAUAUUAUUAGAAUCAGCAAUUAGUAUUUUUAUUUACUCUUUCAUGUUACUCGUUGCUCUAAUGUUAUAAUACUGUUUUUUAAAAAGUGCAAAACUCUGUCCUUGAACUUAAGUCCAUAAAUAACCAAGAUCACUGAUAAACAGAAACGAGCAGACAGAUAUUUGUGACUUGAACUUUUAGAAGAGUUUUCUUUCUCAAGCUUAAUAGUUUUUUUUUCCCUUCCAUCGAAAGAGAUUGGUAUAUAUGCUUGUUUUUUGGGUCCUAGUCUGCUUCAUUAUCCAACUUGAUAUUUUAGUAAAGAGAAUAAAUAGGAAGUACAGACAUUAAACAGUAUUACCAGUCAUCAGUAUAUUCUCAUUUUUUCCCCAGUUUUUUAAUCUCGGCUUGAUUGAGAUGUAAUUCAGCUACCAUACAAUUUAAAGUAUAUAAUUCUGUGGUUUUUAGUAUAUUCACAGAGUUGUUCAAUCAUUUCCACUUUCUAAUAUUUUUAUCACCCAAAAAGAAACCCUAUACUCUUUUAACUGUUACCUUCCAAACCCCUAUCCCACCACCCUAGCCAACCACUAAUCAGCUUUGUGUCUUUACAGAUUGUCUGUUCUGGACAUUUCAUAUAGUCAUAUACUAUGUGGUCUUUUGUGACUGGCAUCUUUCACUUAGCAUAGUGUUUUCGAGGUUCAUUCGUGUAGCAUGUAUCAAUGCUUCAUUCUUCUCUAUGACUGAAUAUUCCAUUGUAUAGAUACACCACAUUUUGUUUAUCCAUUCAUCAAUUGAUGGAUAUUUGGGUUGUUGCCAGUUUUUGGCUAUAAUAAAUAAUGUUGCCAUGGGCAUUUGUGUACAGGUUUUUGUGUGAUAAUAUUUUUUUUGUGGGGGGGAGGUGUAUACAUAAGAUUGGAUUUGCUGGCUCACACGGUAACUCAAUAUUUAACAUUUUGAACACCUGUCAGACUGUUUUCCAAAGUGGCUGCACCAUUUGUGUACCUACCAGCAGUAUAAAAGGAUUACAGUUACUUAGCGUCCUUGUCAACACUUGUUAUUAUCAGUCUAUUUGAAUAUAGCCAUUGAGUAUUUAGGAGUUCCUGGGUGGUGCAAACAGUUAAGCACUUGGCUUCUAACCAAAAGAUUGGUGGUUUGAACCUACCCAGAAGUGUGGCAGAAGAAAGUCCUGCCUGUCUACUUCCAAAAGAUUUCAGCCACUGAAAACCCUAUGAAGCACAGGUCUACUCUGAAACACAUGGGGCUGCCUUGAGUUGAACUGACUCGACAGUUUUUUAAUUGGGUGUUUAGUAGUUUCUCAUUGUAGCCUUAACUUGCAUUUCCCUGUUAACUAAUGAUGUUGAGCAUCUUUUCAUGAGCUUAUUGGCCAUUUGUGUAUCUUCUUUGGAGAAAUAUCUAUUCAGAUCCUUUGCCUAUUUUUUAAUUAUUUAUCUUUAUUAUUGAGUUGUAAUAUUUCUUUGUAAAUUCAGAUAAAUGCUUUAUAGAUGUUUUCAUCCAUUCUGUAGUUUGUCUUGUCAUUAUUUCAGUGUCCUGUGAUGCACUAUAGUGUUUUAGUUUUGAUGCAGUCCCACUUAUCUCUGUUUUCUUGUAUGGCUUGUGUUUCUAGAGUCAUAUCUAAGAAAUUAUUGCCAAAUUCAAGGUCACAAAGAUUCUAUCCCUACCUAUAGUUUCUCUUAUAUAAGUUUUAACUGUUGUGUUUAGGUCUUUGACCUAUUAUGCGUUGAUUUUUAUGUAUGGUGUAAGGGAGGGGUCUGACUUAUUUUGCAUGUGACCGUCCAGUUGUUCCAGUACCAUUUGUUAGUGACCAUGGGUAUAUGGGGUUUAUUUCUACAUUCUCAAUUCUGUUCCUUUGGUCUCUUUGCCUGUCCUUAUGCCAGUACCAUACUGUCUUGAUUACUGUUGCUUUGGAAAUCAGGAAAUGUGAAUUUCUUAACUUUGUUCUUCCUUUUCAAGAUUGGUUUGGUGAUUCUGGGUUCCUUGCAAUUCUGCAAUUCCGUAUAAUUUUAGAAUCAGCUUGCCAGUUUCUACAAAGAGGUUAGGUAGGAUUCUGAUAGGGAUUGCAUUGGACCUGUAGAUCAUUGAGGAAUAUUAUCAUCUUAACAGUAUUACUUAUCCUCAUUCAUGAACAUGGGAUAUCUUUCCAUUUGUUUAGAUCUUUAAUUUCCUUUAACAGCGUUUUGUAGUUUUCAGAGUAUAAGUCCUAGACUUCUGUUAAAUUAUUCCUAAGUAUUUAAUUCUUUUUGAUACUAAUGUAUAUUGAAUUGUUUCUUAACAAUUUAAUGAACAGUUGAUCGUUGUGUUUAGAAAUAUAGUUGCUUUUUGUAUAUUGAUCUUGUAUUGUGUGAUCUUGCUGAACUUCUUAGUUCUAAUAGUUUUUAGUAGAGUACUUAGUAUUUUCUGUAUACAAGAUCGUGUCAUUUGCAAAUAAAGAUGGUUUUAUUUCUUUCCAACCUGAAUGCCUUAAUUUCCUUUUCUUACCUAAUUGCCUUGGAUAGAAACUCCUGUGUAAGAUUGAAUGGAAGUGGUGAGAGUAUCCAUGUCUUAUUCCUGAUCUUAGGGGGAUAGCAUUCAGUCUUUCACCAUGUGGUAUGAUAGUAGCUGUGGUUUUUAUAGAUGUUCUGUAUCUCGUUGAGGAAGUUCUCUUCUAUUUGUAGUUUGCUAAGUGUUUUUAUGUUGAAAGGGUCUUGGAUUUUGUCAUAUACUUUUUCUAUGUCUUGAGAUGAUCAUGUGGUUUUAGUUUUCAUUCUUCUGAUAUAGUGUAUUAAACAUUAAUUGAUACGGCGGCUCAACAUUUGAUUGUCUGCUAACCAAAAGGUUGGCCAUUUGAACCCAUCCACUGGCAGCCUGCUUUCAUAAAGAUUACAACUGAGAAAACUGUAUAACACAGUUCUGCUCUGUCACGUGGGGUCACUGUGAGUUGAAAAUUGACAGCACACAACAGCAACAACAAACCAAAUUUGCAUUCCUGGGUUAAAUCUCAAUUGGUCAUAGUAUGUAAUCCUUUUUGUAUGUUGCUAGAUUUGGUUUCUGGUAUUCAGUUGAAGAUGUUUGUUUCUGUAUCAUAAGGGGUAUUGGUCUGUAGUUUCUUUUCUUGUGAGGUCUUUGACUUUGAUAUCAAUAAAAUACUGGCUUUACAGAUUUGAGCAGUGUUCCCUCCUCUUCUAUUAUUUAGAAGAGUUUAUGCUUCGUGAAAGAAUGAUCAUAUGUUCUGAAUUUAAAUUUCUUCUAAUUUUAUGAGUGACUUUUUAACAAGCGUUGUUGUUGUUAGGUGGUGUCGAGUCGGUCCUGGCUUAUAGCGACCCUCUGUACAACAGAACAAAACACUGCCUGGUCCUGCGCCAUCCUCACAAUUGUUGUUAUGCUUGAGCCCAUUGUUGGAGUCACUGUGUCAGUUUACCUUGUCGCGGGUCUUCCUCUUUUUCACUUACCCUCUACUUUACCAAGCAUGAUGUCCUUCACCAGGGACUGAUCCCUCUUAAUAACAUGUCCAAAGUAUGUAAGAUGCAGUCUCGCCAUCCUUGCUUCCAAGGAGCAUUCUGGUUGUACUUCUUCCAAGACAGAUUUGUUCAUUCUUUUGGCAGUCCAUGGUAUAUUCACUAUUCUUCUCCAACACCACAAUUUCAAGGUGUCAAUUCUUCAGUCUUCCUUAUUCACCAUCGAGUUUUCACAUGCAUAUGAGGCGAUUGAAAACACCAUGGCUUGGGUCAGGCACGCCUUAGUCUUCAAGGGGACAUCUUUGCUUUUCAACACUUUCAAGAGGUCUUUUGCGGGAGAUUUGCCUAAUGCAAGGCAUCUUUUGAUUUCUUGACAGCCGCUUUCAUGGGUGUUGAUUGUGAAUCCAAGUAAAAUGAAAUCCUUGACAGCUUUAAUCUUUCCUCCAUGUAUCAUGAUGUUGCUUAUUGGUCCAGUUGUGAGGAUUUGUGUUUUCUCUAUGUUGAGAUGUAAUCCAUACUGAAGGCUGUGGUCUUUAUCUUCAUCAGUAGGUACUUCAAGUCCGCUUCACUUUCAGCAAGCAAGGUUAUGUCAUCUGUGUAUUGCAGGUUGUUAAUGAGUCUUCCUCCAAUCCAGAUGUCGUGUUCUUCAUAUAGUCCAGCUCUUCAGAUUAUUUACUUGGCAUACAGAUUGAAUUAUUAUUGUUAUUUCACUUUAUGUGUUAUGUUUUCUAUUCCCCAUUCCCAACUCCCAUCACAGUCCUCAGAUCACUAGCUGUGCCUGCAUUUCUUUUUUUCUUCAUUGCACAGAUAUUUACUGAGUGUCUCCCAUUUGCCAGGCACCAUGCAGGGUGUUGUAUGUACAGUGUUGAAGAGAACAGACAGGACCCGCUCCCCACAAAAAUCUCACACCAAGUAGCAGAAACUGCAGGGGGAUCCUAUAGCUGGUUCCACUUUACAACAAAGGAUAACAGCAGGGAAAAGGGAUUGAGAUUUGAACAUCUCUGCUCAUCGUGGUGACUGUGUUUCAUAUUCAAUAUGUUUUACACUUGUAACUUCCGGUUCCAUUUCUUUUCUCUUUUUAUGUCCUAAAUAUAAGAAAGUAACAUUAGCAAAGUUUAAUUAGGUGAAUUUUAAAAAGUUCUGAAAUCCGAAUCUUAUUUUAUGUUGUGGUAAAGAAUAGUAGAUGUGCACAUCAUGUGUGUUGCGGAUUAAAAGGAAUGGUGCCUUAUCUGCUUUCUCAGUAAUGCUCCAUGGCCAACUGAAGCGUUUUCUUAGGUGACUUACUAAAAUCUUCCAUUAUUAGUAUAUUCUAGCUACUGAUUGUGUACUCUGCGUACCUUUUUCAGACAGUUGAUUUUUAUUCUUAACAAAAGGAAGAACAUGAAUCUUUUAUUUUAUGAAAAAUAAUUUUUUUUAAGAUUUAUUUUGAAAUAUAUUUUUUAGUGUCAUUUCAGGUGCAUUUUAUUUUGUCCUAAUGCAGGACUUCUUCAUUUGUACCUUUCAGAAUAUGUUUUUUAAAAUAUACUUGUAACACUUGAUUAUUAUGUUAUUGGAUAACCAGAGUAUCAGUUUGUUAUA
Messenger RNA from Loxodonta africana (African savanna elephant), 7707 nucleotides. RefSeq names its product GTP binding protein 10 (gene GTPBP10). The coding region runs from base 1344 to 2405 and encodes 353 amino acids. Gene Ontology annotation, molecular function: magnesium ion binding; GTP binding; GTPase activity. Lineage: Eukaryota; Metazoa; Chordata; Mammalia; Proboscidea; Elephantidae. Gene Ontology annotation, cellular component: mitochondrion. The transcript has 10 exons. The record is from RefSeq and is a predicted model, not a curated record.